This is a messenger RNA of Dermochelys coriacea (leatherback sea turtle), 808 nucleotides long. It is a transcript of the gene BTC, whose product is annotated as betacellulin. The record is from RefSeq and is a predicted model, not a curated record. NCBI's taxonomy places the organism in Eukaryota, Metazoa, Chordata, Testudines, Dermochelyidae. Gene Ontology annotation, biological process: epidermal growth factor receptor signaling pathway; positive regulation of cell population proliferation; positive regulation of mitotic nuclear division. The transcript has 6 exons. The coding region runs from base 4 to 699 and encodes 231 amino acids.
CCAAUGGGAACCGGGCGCGCGCUCCGCGCCGCCGGCAGGGGGCGGGCUCCGUCCCUGCCGCGGCCGGGCUCAGUCGCGCUCCGCUGCUCACGCUGCCCGGGUGCUGCCGCUGCUUUCCCCGCGCGGCUGGAGCGCUGCUUGGGGGAGGCGGCUGCUCCCCCUCGCCCCGGGGCUCGGAUGGACGCAGCGGUCCUGGGCAGCGGCCCCGGGCUGCUGCUGCUGCUGCUGCUGGGCCUAGCAGUUUUCAACUGUGUGGGUGCCAGCUGGAACGUGACUGCUGACUAUGGAGUGAAGAAGCCCGUAUGCAGCUUUCCGGAGGAAUGUACAGAUAAUAUCACGCAGUUGCGGCGGAGAGGGCACUUUUCUAAGUGUCCCGAGGAAUACAAGCAUUACUGUGUCAAAGGGCGAUGUCGAUAUGUCAUGUCAGAAGAGAUACCAGCUUGCGUCUGCGAGAAAGGCUACACAGGUGCAAGAUGUGAGCGAGUGGACAUAUUCUACCUAAGAGGAGAUCAAGGCCAGAUUGUAGUGAUUUGCUUCAUCGUUGCCAUGGUGGCGCUGAUCGGCCUGGUAAUAUGCAUAUGCAUAUGCAGUCAUCACUGUCGGAAGCGCCGCAGGAGGAGCAAGGAAGAAGAAAUGGAAACGCUGGAGAAAGAUUUGCCUACCAAACAGGAGGAUGUCCUAGAGACGGACAUUGCAUGAAGGUUACUGAAGGCACCUGCAGGCAGGUUCCACACAGCACAAUGUCUUGCUCUAUGGGAGAGGGACGCAGAAGGGCUAUUGCCCAGAUAAUAAAUGCAGAUGAAUAACA